This is a messenger RNA of Actinia tenebrosa (Australian red waratah sea anemone), 937 nucleotides long. RefSeq lists its product as uncharacterized. The record is from RefSeq and is a predicted model, not a curated record. NCBI's taxonomy places the organism in Eukaryota, Metazoa, Cnidaria, Anthozoa, Actiniaria, Actiniidae.
UGUACUUGACUCUCGACCCUCACUCAAUAGCUUUAGACAACACGUCAGUAUCGAGGUCAAAAUCAUCAAUACUUCAUAGCCGCUCUAUGCAUCUCAUCUUCUUGGUUUAACCGAAUUUUAGUUGUUUUUUGRCUGAAACAAUCCUCAGUUUCUUUAACUCAGUAUUAAUCUAAUUUGGAAAGCUUUGCUUUCGUAUCAUUUUCGCACUCAGCUGUCGCGAGCAACAUGUCUACGCUCUAUGGAUUUGAUCGCGAAGAAGUUGAACAACUUGAAGUCCGGAUCCUGGACGUCGAUCAUCAAAUCACACAGGAAGAACUUUCUGCAGCAUUAGAGUCCAGUUCUCUCAACGGCUUCAAUAUCAUCAWACAAGAAAGCCCCAGCAAGCUCAACCAAAUGCAACCCUGUUUCACUGUUGAAAAAAGAAUAAAGUUUGGCAAAGUAAAAGAUGAAGAACCAAGCCUUGUGGAAAUAUUUCCAGGAGCAUGUACAAGACAGAUGCUACAGCAGCUAACAAUAGGGUGUCAAGGAAAAGCACUGGAUGAGCAGGACUGUGUAUUUGGAGUCGAAAUAUCUUCAUUUGGGAGAUGCAAUGUCUACAAAGUAUGUCCCAUUUUGAGGAUAGACAUCGAAGAUGCAGAUGAAUAGGGCGGCGGGUAAAAGAGACAAUAAUCAUGACUGAAAUGAUUACUGAACGGACGGGUAUAACUGAUAAUUGAUUAGGCMCUCGUUAAAAGAUAAAUCUGUAUGAGGAUUUAGCUCAUCAUCACGAAACAAUAUAAACUUACUACAGUAGAUCGAGUAACAAGCUAUGUCCUUCAAGUUAUUAAAUAGAAAAUGAACUAAACUAUAUUAACAUCAAGUAUAUUAAGUUAGGAGACAAACUUUCAAUACAAUUCAACUGAUAAAUAAAUGCAAGGGAAUUUCAUUUAGAAAUCAA